Penicilliopsis zonata CBS 506.65 is the source of this 1398-nucleotide messenger RNA. RefSeq lists its product as hypothetical. Bases 1 to 1398 code for a protein of 465 amino acids. Lineage: Eukaryota; Fungi; Ascomycota; Eurotiomycetes; Eurotiales; Aspergillaceae. The transcript has 3 exons. The record is from RefSeq and is a predicted model, not a curated record. Gene Ontology annotation, molecular function: oxidoreductase activity. Gene Ontology annotation, cellular component: cytoplasm.
AUGGCUUCGAACCCCGGUCUUGUCAUCGCUGACCCUGGCCUACCCCGGCCAAAUCCAACGCAGCCAUACUGGCAGGAUGUUGCUCACCCCCUGGCUGAGGUGCAAUCCUCCGAGUUGCCGGCCUCUGCUGACUAUACCAUCAUUGGGUCUGGAAUCACGGGCCUGUCCGUAGCGAAGACCUUGUUAGAGAAUAAUCCUAACUGUACUGUCACUGUUCUCGAGGCUCGGAAGUUGUGUUCUGGUGCGACCGGGCGAAAUGGUGGCCAGUUGGCUCCAAAUGCGGGAGAAGAGUACAUGAGUCUGUCGGAGACCUAUGGGCCUCAUGCGGCAGGGAAAAUCGUCCGGUUCACCUUCCGGAACAUACAGGAGAUGCGUGUCCUGGCCCGACAGUACGCGCCGGAAGAGAGCGAACUGCAGGAUGUGCAGAAGCUGCGGGUUUUCGAAACACCGGAGAUGUUUGACCGAUUCCAGAGCAGUAUUGCUCUAUUGGAGAAAGAUCAUCCAGACCUGAAAGGGCUGUAUACCAUCCUUGAUCAGGAGACUGUCCUCCAGAAAUACGGUAUUCACGGUGCCUCUGGAGGAGCACUCGUCCCGGCAGGCACACUGUGGCCCUAUCGGCUAGUGACCAAAGUGUGGGCAGCUUUGGUAGAGAAAUAUUCCUCGCGUCUCUCCAUCGAAACCAGCACCCCCGUCACAGCGGUGAGUGGCUCGGGGUCUUACACCGUCCACACACCACGAGGGUAUAUCCAGACCGCAAACGUGGUCUACUGCACGAAUGGCCACACCGGGCAUCUCCUGCCCGCUCUCCGAGGCCAUAUCUAUCCCUUCAAGGGAACCAUGACGGUGCAGGACCCUGGCAACAGCCUUCCCAACCAAGGCUCCUCCCUUUCAUGGGGGCUCCACUAUCCCAUCUCCCAUGACCCCGAAACCGACAAAUACGCCUCUGGCCUGUUCUAUCUCGCCCAGAGCGUCAAGACCGGCUUCUUCUACUUCGGCGGCGAACGUACAUUGCUCCGAGACACCCUGAGCCCAGACGACUCCACGCUCGGACGCGGCUCCCUGGCCAACUUGCAGCAGACGCUCCCCGCCUAUUUCGGCCGCCCGUCGGAACAAUGGAAGCUGGUAAGUGCGUGGAGCGGUAUCAUGGGCUUCUCGUCCGACGGCCUGCCCGUCGUCGGGCGGCUGCCUUUGUCGAUAACGCGUCGCAGCGGUAACGGUGAAUGGAUUGCCGCCGCGUUCAACGGAUACGGCAUGGCCAACUGUCUCCUGGCGGGCGAAGCCCUUGCCCGGAUGAUGCUGGGCGACGACGUGAGCGCGUGGUUCCCCGAGACGUACCUGGUCGAUGAAGAGCGUGUCCGACGCGCAGAGAAAGACUUGGAGCCGACGGCAAAGCUGUAA